CUGAAGUCCCACACCACGGUCCAUGGCAUCUUUGGCAGGUCGCACAGGUAGCACCACUGGCGCCUGGAGGAGGAAGGGGACGACAUGGCUGGCCGAGCUAACCUGAGCGUGUUCAGCGAACCUGCUAACGUGCUAACACAGACGGGCUCUGGAACGUUACGUAACCACGUGAGGUGAAUUGUGGGUAUUUGAGUUUGCAUACUCGCCGAAGUCAACGGAGGGCCUCGUCGUGGAACUACAGUAAAAACUGGCACGGAAGUGAAAUACUUAAAGGUCACGGUUCAGUUUUUGUCAACACAUGUGCGUCCCACACAAGCCAUGCGUUUGGAGACAGAAACUUUUAAUUUCAGAAAUUUGAUCGUAUUUUAAAAUAAAAAAUGCCGAAAGACAUAUCAUCCUCAUCGAGCGAAGAUGAAGCGGACACCACUGGUGUGGAAUCAGCGGCAAAACCGACAGAAUCAGAUAAGACCACAAGGUACCAGUGUCCUCCUGACUUUGUCUCUUUCUGCCACGAGCCUUGCAGAAGCACUCUAGCACAAAACCUCAAGAAGAACAAGAAUGAGUUAUGGCUCAUUAAAGCGCCUGCCAGCUUUGAUCCCAAAUGCUUCAGUGGCAUCAAGGUGCCCCUCUCUGGUCUCCAGACCCUGAAGGUUCCUACUGCUGCUCCAGCUGGAGCCAAGACUGGUAGCGGGCAGCAGAUCUAUAGCAUCCUGGCAUCCAACCACAGUACCUCAGAACUCCGCCUGCUCACCAGUGACAAGAAGCCGUCAAAUGGCAUAGUUGUUGGUCCUGCUUUUUCAGGCCUGCUUAAUGUGUGCGAGACCUACGGAGACAGCAGCAACAAUCAGGCCCCUCAGGUCAUCCCCGCUGCUCUAGCCCCCUCCAUACCGCCUGGACUCAAACAGCGAUUCCAGCCUUUUGGCAGCAAGACCCCCACUCUGACCUGCGUGGCAGAGAAUGAGUUGGAUGGAGUUGCCUUCGGGCCCUCUUCCACAACUCUCCGACCUCUGGUGGUCAAGCGAUUCGUAGAAGAAGCAGGUCAAGAAGAAGAUGAGGAGGAGGAAGAAGAAGAAGGGAGGAAAAAGAAGAAGAAAAAGAAGGAAAAACGGAUAAAAAAAGAGCGACUAGAGGAAGUGGUGAAUGUGAAAGAGGAACCUGUAGAUGAAUUUCAGGAAGAAGUAAUGAUGGAGCUCCCCUUCCAGGAGGGCGAUUAUUCUGUGGAGAAGAGGAAGAAGAAGAAGAAAAAGAAGGACAGAGAGCGAGAGGAGGUGGAGGAGGGACUGGAGCCCAGUGUCAAAGUCAAGACUGAAGAGGUGCCUGUGAAAUGUGAACCCAUGGACACAUUCUUUGGUGAAGAAGUGGAGGGCUCAGGAAGGAAGAAGAAAAAGAAAAAGAAACUCAGAACUGAUGGUGACUAGUCUGGUGUCAUUUUGUAGUUUUUUUAGUUUUGUUUGUUUCUUUUUGACCAUGUGAGCACAUCAGAGACAGUUUACUGCUUAAUUACUUCAGUGUUGUUGUUGCCAAGACGUUGGCAUGGUGUUGUCAACAAAAGGGCACGUUGUGAAUACAAUGAGUAGUGAGGUGAAUUAUAAAGUGGAUUCUUUGUAGCAUCUUUAAGACAAAUGUUCAUUUCAGUUUGGCCAGAUGGAGACAGAUUAACACACAAUGUGUGCACCUGGAGGCAUCAGCGACUACAAUACUGAUAAGAGUGUACAAGAUAAUGGUGUCAGGAAGCACAACAGGUUUGAGCAAUGACACAGCAUCUCAUUAGAUUUAGCAUUUUUGUUUUUGUUUUUUUGUAAACAGUGUGAGUCCAGUACUGGAGACCUUAUUUGUUUCUCCAGGAAAACAAAUGUCAUGAAGUCCAAAAGCGAUUAAAGGAAAUGAAAAAUGAGAAAAA
Oreochromis niloticus (Nile tilapia) is the source of this 1900-nucleotide messenger RNA. RefSeq names its product RNA polymerase I subunit G (gene polr1g). Gene Ontology annotation, cellular component: RNA polymerase I complex. Lineage: Eukaryota; Metazoa; Chordata; Actinopteri; Cichliformes; Cichlidae. Bases 378 to 1418 code for a protein of 346 amino acids. The transcript is spliced from 4 exons. Gene Ontology annotation, molecular function: RNA binding. Gene Ontology annotation, biological process: transcription by RNA polymerase I. The record is from RefSeq and is a predicted model, not a curated record.